UUCGUUGUAUACUUUGACAUUACGAAAGUUUCAUAUGCAUGCAUGGUUGUGGUUAGUGUUACAGUAUUUGGUACUAGUUCAUCAAUUGGUUCUUACGGGAAGUGUUGAUCAAUCUUUGUACAUCAUAAUUAAUUGGGUUCUGAAUCUUCAUUGCAAAGCAUACUAAAAGUCAAACCAAAAGACUUAUUCGUGCCAGAAUUUGUAAUUGCAUAUGCACAUUAAUUUUCGUUACAAUAGCAAAUCCCACAUUUUUUACUUUUCUCAAUUUCAAAUUUCAUGCAACGAGAGUCAAGUGAUAUUAUUGGUUGGUAUAAGAUUUAUUAUUAAACCUCUAUCAACAACUCGAGGUAUUGAUACUAACGGUUCUUAACAAAGAACACCAUUUGAAACACUACGACUAACUAAAUCAAUGAUUGUUUUGUAUAUAUGCAAAGUGAUAUUUUCGACUGCUAAUGCAUUUUAAUUUAUCAAAAGUUUUCAACUAAGAUUAUAUGAAAAAAACUAUUUUAUCAUUUUUUUUUUGAGGUGGACCCACCUUAAACGAAAUCCUGGCUACGCCACUGGUGGUGUUACCACUAGAGCAAACCCUUAGCUUGUACGUAUAGAAGAAACACAUUAAUUAACAUCUACACAAUAAAUAUCCAUUUUGUUAUGUUUAGUCACACGUAAGACUUCAUACCAACAACAUAUCAGUGUUAUAUAUGAUAUUAUCACUGUAUACACUGAUAUAAUGUCAUCAAAUUAUUUUGUCAAACGUAACCUCAUAUGAAGAUCAUAUUACUAUAUAUCAUACCAUCUUGGGGGUGUAGCUCAUAUGGUAGAGCGCUCGCUUCGCAUGCGAGAGGCACGGGGUUCGAUUCCCCGCACCUCCAUUAUAUUUUUUAUUACCAAAAACACAAUGAUAUUGGUGUUGUUAUGUUUUUUCAAACAUAAGAUUUUGUACCAACAUAUAGUAAUAAUAGCACGAUAUGUCAGUGAUAUGAUGCCAAUCAAUUAUUUUUCAAAUUGUAAGACUUCAGAGAACAACAUUAUACGACUAUGAUAUCAACAUCGUACCACUAUGAUACCAUAUCCCUGUCAACGGUAAUAUCGUUAUAUUACAGUGGUACGAUGACUUGAAUUUUUUUUGUGCCAAAAAUAUCAAAAUGAGUAUCAUCAUGUAGAACACAAAAAAUCUGAAUUUUUAUGCAAAAUUUUCUGAAAUGCGAGGUAAAACGAAUGAGCUAAGAUCCGUUGAAUUAUUGUGAGAGAUUUGGAAAAUUCUUUGACAACAGUCUCAGAAUCCGCGCCCCUCCCAAAUCCGAUCAACCCUCUCUUCUACCUUUCCUUCUUACCCUUCUACAAGGAUGGACAUUGGAGGCGACGUUGAGACUGAGAUAGGGAUGUUGCGACUCGCGAUUGGAGAGGGAGGAGGACGAUGUUGGAUUGGGAUGUGACAGACUCACUAGUAGAGCAGGGUAGCUAUGGGACGGGUUGUUAACUUGAUGUCAUCGACCACAUCUAUUUUAUGGUUAUUGGUUAUUUGAUUGACCGAUUUCUAUCGGUUCGGUUUUGCAGUUUACCCGAUAACCGUUUAUGAGCCCUAAUUUUGUUAUCAAUUGGGGUCUAGUUAAUUUGGUUAUAUAAGAAAAAAGGUUUCACAUUCUCCUCCUCCUCCACACACAGCUAUAAACCCAAACUCAACUCCCCCUUUCUCCAUUUCCUUCUCAUCACAAACCAUCUUUUCUCCGCAAACGAAAGUCAACUCAUCAUUAUCGUCAGAACAACCAUGACCACCGCUCUAAUAAACACGAUCCUACUCAUAUUCGUAGCCACCGCCCUCUCCCUAGGUUGAAUAUUCUCUCCGUUCAUCGGAUCGGCCCUAUAUUAAUUUGUGAUGCAGUACGCACAGUGUUUUGGUAGGGGGGAGAUUGAAUUUUGUUUUCAUGUAAAUGGAGGAAUGUCUUCGUAUGCUGUUGUAUUCCAAUUCGUUUCCAUCGGCCGGCUGAUCGGAAAACUUGAUAAAUGAGAAGUCAAUAUUUUAUAUUUAUUGAUUUUACACAGAGAGAGAAGUAAUUAAUUACUUUUUAUUGAGUGAUAGUCAUCUUGAUCAAAUACUAUUGAGAGUCACACAUAUUUUUAUGUGAAAAUUAUUCUAUCCAGUAUUAAAAAGGACAGUCCACUUGAAAAUAUUUGUGAAAGAUAAGUUAUAAAUGUUUCAUAUUUGUCAAAUGAUUAUUGUUAGACCAACCUUCAAAAAAAUUUAACAUUAUAGGUAUUUUUUGUCACAACUUACCUAGAUAAUUGUUACUUAAUACUUAAAAUCCUACGUACAAUUUUUUUUUUGAUAUAUCGUAUGAGAAAAAUAUGUGAUCUAUCCUAUUCAUAAAUAUGAGCUAUUAGGUGUGCAACUUGAUUAUGUCUUCUUUCCCUCUAUACUUCUGUAUUCCGGAAAAAAUCCCAAGUUACACAUGUUUUUAAAAAAAAUUCUCAAAAUACACACGUUAUGAAAAUAAUUCCCAAUCUACGCAUGUUUGGGUAUUCACCGCGGCAGAGGAGGACGGUGAUUGCAUCACCGCGGCAGAGGAAGGCUGUGAUUGCAUCACUGCGGCAGAGAAAGACGGUGAUUGCAUCACCGUUGUCGACGAAGGCGGUGAAUGCUUCACCGCAGUACACGGCCGCGGUGAAGGCCUGACUUGCGUCGAAACUUUAAACAAACGUGACUUUGUGCUCGGUUAUCCGAUCGUAGCGAAUUUUUUUUUUAUUCCGCAUAAUUUUUCGAGAUCUUACAACAUAUCUUAUAUGGUCCCAUUAUUAGGCCCAACCCAAAGACACUCGAAACUUGACCAAACCUCAUAAUCCAACCGAGGAGAGACCCAUCAAAAGUGGGCCGAACCAAUCAACCACCCGUCGGACCGCCCCCGAAAUACUCUCCCGACCCGACCCGGGUCGACUGCCGUUCUCCCGCAAGCAAAGCCAGGAAACACGGUGGGAGAGCUAGUCGCCAUACCCAAUCGGAACAACAGACGCAGGCAGCUGCCUACACAGACACAGUAGCCUGAGAUAACCAAUCCAGCCCCACUAUCGAUAGCAAUUUCUCCGGCCACCGUUGCCGACGACCUAUCCCGUGGAAAUCGUCGAUCCGGAAUUCCACCAUUCAGAAAGUAGAGUCACGGCUGGAGGAUCACCCUCGUUCUUGUAAGUCUGAUAAUUCCUCGACCCACGAAUCACAAUCUCGAUCGUCCGUUCCCCAAUCGCUGAAUUGAUAUCGUGGUUCGUUGAUUGUUGAAUCAAUGGCAGGAAUUUCGUGUAGGAUACUAACCUUUCUCGUUUUCCCCCUCUCCAAUUUCUUGCAGGAAGCAACCGUCCCAAAACGGGUCCAGUUGGAAACUCGUUUUUCGCUCAUGUCAGGGCCGAAUGAGGACAUUAAAUCUUCUCAUACACAGCUGUCGUCCCAGUUGUUUGGGAACCUACUGGAUUCCAUGAUAGCAGAUGUGGCAUCUGAGUGUCACAGGAUAGCAAAGCUAGGGCUUGACCGCAACUUGGAGGAAGAGGAAGAAGAGCUGAAGUUGUCAGCUGAAGCCCGGGCGAGUGUAGCUGAUGCUGCUGCCGAAACGAAUGGCAAGUAUGUGAUGGAUAUCUUCGGGCAGACGCAUCCACCUAUUGCCAAUGAUUUAUUCGAGUGCAUAAACUGUGGGCGAUCUGUUGCUGCCGGAAGGUUUGCUCCUCAUUUGGAGAAGUGCAUGGGAAAGGGUAGGAAGGCACGCAAGGCAACAAGAAAUAGCACGGUAGGACAGAACCGGUAUUCGCGAGGCAGCCCUGCUUCAACGUAUUCUCCUUAUUCGAACUCCACCACCACCACCACCACUUCCAACAGGUUACCAAAUGGGACGACUGGUAUUGCAGGUGAAGGUUACUCCAAUGGUGCAUUUGAGGAGAAAUGAAGCUAUAUAAUUUGGUCCUGUCAGGGCAACCUUCAGUCACAAGGAACUAACUAACUAACUCAAUCAAGUCAGGGGCAACUCUAUUUUGUCUUGUAUCUUGUUCAUGAAACAUACAAAUCAGGGUAGCUUUAUGAACUGAUUCAGCAUGUUCCAACCCUCAUCUAUGUUAUUCUUAACUCUGAUAGAUGGAGGAAUGGAAUGAAAGAGAAUGGAAGUUUAUUGUACAGCUGAAAUUUGUUUGUGAAGCAUGAUUUUCCUCACAUACAGAUGAACUCUUCAAUGUUUUAUUUCUUGACCAAAAGAAUAUGAACAUGAAAGGUAAUUUCAUGGUAUGUCCAGCUAAUACACAAUGUAUAUGCUC
This is a messenger RNA of Linum trigynum, 4284 nucleotides long. The record is from the annotation of a GenBank genome assembly. NCBI's taxonomy places the organism in Eukaryota, Viridiplantae, Streptophyta, Magnoliopsida, Malpighiales, Linaceae.